Camellia sinensis is the source of this 1442-nucleotide messenger RNA. RefSeq lists its product as uncharacterized. The record is from RefSeq and is a predicted model, not a curated record. NCBI's taxonomy places the organism in Eukaryota, Viridiplantae, Streptophyta, Magnoliopsida, Ericales, Theaceae.
UACGUUCUUCUACAACCAUCAAGUUCUUGCAACAAAAGCACUUUCAAGUUCUCCAACACACUUUCUUUCAAAUUAUUUCCAAAUUUCUCAUUUUUAAGCUCAUGGCACCCCAUGGAGAGGCCAUUGUCACCUCGUACUCUAGGACCAACAACAUGCCCUCCAACAAGCCUCCCAGGCUCUCCACCGAUGGCAUUCAGCGAUCAAAAUCCGACAUUUCGUUCCAACUUUGCAAAGAAGACAUGGAUGUUACACUCCCACCAAUAUCCGAGGUUGUAGAUGCCAAAUGUGAGUGUUGUGGCAUGUGUGAGGAGUGCACACCGGAGUACAUAGACAAGGUGAGGAGCAAGUUCUCAGGGAAGUGGAUAUGUGGGCUUUGCUCCGAAGCUGUAAAGGAAGAGGUGGGAAAGAAUGGAGGGAAAAGUGAGGAGGCUUUGAGUGCUCAUAUGAGUGCUUGUGUCAGGUUUAACAAGCUUGGUAGGGCUUAUCCAAUUUUGUACCAAGCUGAGGCGAUGAGAGAGAUUUUGAAGAAGAGCGUGAGGUUGGAUGGGAGAGGCAGUCGAUCAAAAUCUAUCAGUCCUAGGGACAAAGGUGGGGUGAAGAGUGGCGGGAUUACUAGGAGCUCGAGUUGCAUUUCUGCAAUUACAAGAGAGAUGAGUGAUCUCACAUUUUCCAAAUGAGUCUUGAACUACCCAUUAGGGAUAAGAACAUAGUUUUAUUUUACAUUUUAACCGUCUAGAAAUGAUUAAUUAGCAUGGGAUUCUCCGUUAUCUUAAAUUUCUCUGUUCUUAUAUCCUAAUGCACUUCCAAUCUUAGUAGGUUCAUUUCUUGAGAUUCCAUCAAAACAAAAGGAUUUGUUGCUACCUUUUUACCCUUUAGGGUUUUUUUUAGGGUUGCUCCAAAUUCUAAUACCCAUUUUUUCACCCAUGGGGUUUUUCCUUGCCUCAGUUGACUACUACACAUAGUUGCAUUUGCCCACUAGGGUUUUGAGUCAGUAAGUCUUGCACAACCAUCCUCGCCUUAAUUUCUUUAGAUAUUAUGUAUUUGUUCUAUUUCUAUGAUUCUAGUCUUGUAAAUCUACUUCCUCUCUCUCUCAACCUUGUUGUGUGUGAGUGUUUUUCAAGACCUUGUUUUUAUAGAUCAAAGAAAAGAAACUGGAAAGGCUAUAGAGGCAGAAGGACAACCGGUCUCCAGAUUAUGACGACAAAGAGACAAAAGAUUCAAGGAUAGAAGAUUUUAUAAUUAAGUCCAGCAUAAGUCCAUUACAAAUCUUGUAUUCCAUGCAAUUAAGCUAUAUCUAGAAGUCUUUAGUAGUAAGUUGUAAAGUCCAGCCUCAAGUCAUGCUCAAACCAUGAGGUCUAAUCUAAUCUAUGGCUUGAUUUGUACUCAGUCAAUGAAUCUGAUCUUAAUCAAAUAAAUUUUUAGUUGUAAAUUUGUUGUGUUCA